Molecule: messenger RNA, 4794 nt
Organism: Biomphalaria glabrata
Lineage: Eukaryota; Metazoa; Mollusca; Gastropoda; Planorbidae
Product: partitioning defective protein 6-like
Exons: 5
Coding region: 210-1319 (369 amino acids)
Biological process (GO): centrosome cycle
Molecular function (GO): protein binding
Source: RefSeq, a predicted model, not a curated record
AGUGUUGCGGAAGCCGAAGUGGACACCUUUUGCUUUGGUUGUGUUAUGAGACUUGACUCAUUCAUAAAUCUUGAAAUUUAGACUACUACACGGUCUAAUGUUGAAUGAAUUUUUUUUUACAAUAUUUUAAAACUUCGUUUUAUGUUUUAACAUUGUGUUAAUUAGUUGUAAUAAAAUAAAUGUAGCGGUGAUUAUCAGAUCUACUGAAAAUGUCAAGAAGUUCUAAAGGAGCUUUACGAUAUAAUGGCGGAAUAGUGGAAAUAAAGAGCAAGUUUGAUGCUGAGUUUCGAAGAUUUUCUAUUGAUAAAUCGAAGAUGAGACUGUUUGAUGACUUCUAUCAUCUGUUAGAAAACCUUCAUUUCUUGCAAGAUGUUCCAUUCAUCAUCACCUACACAGACCAGUACAUGGAUUUACUACCAAUCAACAAUAAUGAGAAUUUUAGUCGAGCACUUUCCACAGCCAGACCAAGUUUAAAGAUUUUAAUACAGCGUAAAGGUGAAAGCUAUGGUGAAUUAAAUGGAUAUGGAUCUCAACCAGUCAAGAAGAAGAAUCCGAUCACUAAAUUGAUUAGUUCAGAAAACUCUCCACGCCAAAAGAUACAGAUUAGCCUCAUGGAGGAUUUUAGGAGAGUCUCUGCUAUUAUUGAUGUUGAUAUUGUACCAGAAACUCACCGGAGGGUUAAGUUAAUGAAAAAUGGUUCAGACAAACCAUUAGGGUUUUACAUUCGAGAUGGUACCAGUGUCAGAGUUACUCCGCAUGGUUUAGAAAAGGUACCAGCAAUAUUUAUUUCAAGACUGGUUCCUGGAGGUCUGGCUGAAAGUACAGGUUUGUUGGCUGUCAAUGAUGAAGUUCUUGAAGUCAAUGGCAUAGAAGUAGCUGGCAAAAAAUUAGAUCAGGUGACAGAUAUGAUGGUUGCUAACAGUUCCAACCUGAUUAUUACAGUUAAACCUGUUAAUCAGCACAUGACUCUGGCCCCUCAUCGUGGUGCUGUGGGCCGCAACAGCAACAUAUCCUCCACCUCUCAGGCCUCGCAACAAUCGCAGGCCUCCAAUUACUCCUACCACUCAGCCAAAUCAUUUGACAGUGAACCUGUGGCUGAAGACGAUGAAGAUGAAAUACAUGACCAUCUGUCUUCUGCAGCUGCUGCAGAGUUGGACACUUCUAACAGUGAAAGGGGAGAUGGCUCAGACGUUGAGAGUAUGUCUAGUAAAAACAGCAGCCGGAAGCAGUUUAAAGGUAAAAACAAAAGUAUGAAGGACUCUGAGAAUUCCAGUGACCAGGAAAGAAAAGAGAAUGAAGAUCCGGUUGCAACGCUUUAGCGGCUAUUGUUGUCACCACUCUUGGCUAUCAGUUAGUGUGAACAAUUGGUUGUGAUUUAUUAACAUUUUUACAAGGAAAAAGUUUAUACACACUCUUAACCAUUACAAUAAAUUAAAGUACAUAUGUAUAGUAUCGACUUGUAUCUGCUUGGAGGUAGCUCCUGAUGUUAGAUAACAAGACUUAUAGGUUACUAUAUUUACAAAAUAUGAGGUACCAUUCCCAGUCUUUAUUGUUUCUAUAUUGUUCAUAUGAUGCAAUUAUGUAUUGCAAAUUAUUUAUUCUAAACACUUUAGAAGUGUUUUCCCACUAUUUAUAUUUAUAAGGGAUUAAUAGUACAUAUGUUUGUAGACUGCAUGAAAUAUUUAGAUGUAACUUAAAUCAUCAUGUCAUACUUUAAAAUUUCUUUCCUGAAUCAUUUUGUGUAUAUUAUGCAUGUAAAGAUUCUCAAAGGGUAACAAGAAAUUAGAACAAAACCAGGGAUGCUUUAUUUAUUUAAUAGCAGUCAUUCCUUACUGUUCCCUUUUAUUUUUUUUUAUUAUAUUGUCAUUGUAUUAUAAUAUUUGAAUGAUUAUAGAUGUAUGACUGUUGACUAUAUCACUAUAAAAACAAAAGAGAAAUGUAUUAAAUUUCUUUAGCCUCCACAAGAUAGUAAUGUAUUUCAAAAUUGUUGACAUUUUUAAUUGGUGAAUAGCCACUGUUGUUCAUUAUCAUGUUUAAUUGACUGUAAAAAUUAGUGUAUAAAGUAAACAUUUUUUUUUACUUUAAAAAACAAAAAUGAGGUCAAACGAAAUGCAUGCUUGCAUAAAUUAAUGACAGCUCAUUAUUUAAAAUGAGUGUUGAUGGGAAUUAUUAGUGUGUUCCAUAUGUGUGAUUAGUCCUCAAAAGGUUAUUUUUAAAAGUUAAUGCAUGAUGCUUUACAUUUUUUAAAGUAAAAUUAUGUUCUGUCUGUUCAAACAUAUUUAAUAUGUUCAAAAUAUUGGUGCUUUAAUGAAUACUGAUUGCAACGGAUUUGUGCCUUUUUUUUUUUCUACAUUCACACCCCAAGAUAUUCUUGUUCUUAUGAAAGUAAUAGUAGUAGACUUAAUUUUUUGGAAACAUUUUGAAGUGUUUCUAAUUAAUGUGAUUGAAGGAGCAGUAUGGUAAUACAGACCUGCCUACCGUUACGCAAAAUGCGUAUUCGUUACUCAAAAUCUCCCAAAAAUGACAGUCAGUACGCGAAUACGCAUUGAACCCGUCGCGUUACGCUUUUCGUAUCUUUUUUUCCCCCCUCUCUUGACUAGCUUACGAGCGGUCACGGAGGUCACGCUAAGCCAUUUUGUUGGCCGGGGGGGGGGGGACAGGGACAGAAAAGGUGGGGGAACACAUUGUGUCCAGAUCUAUACGUUGAUUGGUUCUUAAAAGCAAUUAGAUUUAGUCUAGAAAUGAAGAACGCGAGAGUGAGGGAGUGGCGGGUUGGUACCGUCAGUUAGCUGAUACACCAACGUGACUUUUUUUUUGUAAGUUCAUUAGUAGAAAUUAAUUAUGUUGAAUCCCUGAUUCCCGUAUUCAUUUGUAUAGAAAAAAAUAUCAAAGUGCUAUCGAUUCAAAACACAUUGAGUGACGUAGAUAUCUAGUCUAGAUCUGGAUUCUAGAUCUAGAAAGCUUGUUAUACAGGAAUAGAUCUAGCUAGUCAUUACGUUAGUCAUGAUUCUCUACAUUACUCAACAAUCUAGAUCCAAUUUAGUUGUAGUAUGAUUUAGAUUGAUUAGAUCUAGAUCUAUAACAUCUACUACCAUCUAGUCUGGAUCUAGACUAGAUUCUUAGUCUUAGUAUAGAAUAGAUCAAGGAUGAAGGUAGGCUUACGAAAGUUUGGAGUAGACCUACGUUUGUAGCGGAUCCACGGCAUCGGUAACACUCUCGAGCCCAGAUCUAGGUCUGGAGUAGAUUAUAUUCAUUAUAUAGACAUAGAUCUAGUCUAGAUAUCAUCUCUAUUGUCAUAUUGAUCUAGAUUUAGAUUGUAGAUUUAAACAUGACAUCUAGAUCUAAUAUUAUAUAUAUAUAUAUAUAUAUAUAUGACAAAGUAGUGGAUCUCGUAAGUGUUACGCAUUCUGGUUCCAAAAUACGCAUUUUGACCAUCAGCGUUACGCAUUUGGAUUUUUUUUUGGUAGGCAGGUCUGGGUAAUAAGUAUCCCUUGCCUGCUCAUUUUAUGUCAGUAUCUACUUUCUGAUGGAAAUUAUUUUGGGGCAACUCAAUAAUAUUGUGAAAUUUCUUGUCCUAUUUACAGUCUAUCAUUUAGUAGUUACUUUUUCCAUUUGUUCAUAACAUUUAAUUAUGUUUGUUCUUGAUGACAAGUUUAAUUUCUUUAUGUAUUGUUUAUACUCUGAAUGUUCAUUCUUAUCUUAUACUUUAUCUCUACAUAGCUUGUUGGAAAUUUGAAUAAUUUUUUCCUUUUAAUAUACAAUAUGUACUGUUCACUACUAAACAUAAUGAUUCGGGACAGUGAUCAGAAUGUUUUUAUAAUGUCAUGUCCUUGUCUUAUACAUCUAAAAGUUAAAUGAGACUCAUAAUUUUGUGUUAGAUUUUGGUGAAAUAUUUGCCACUGUUUUGGCUUGCAAGCUAUAUCUAAUAAGCAUUUAUGAUAGAAAAAAAUAAAUAAAAGUAAAAUUACACCCUUAAAAAUAAAGUAAUUCUAAAAAGAGGACAGAGUUUUUUUUUUUUUUUUAAAUCUUUCUCCUGAUUAAGACUUGAACAAUUGGUAAGAAUUGGAAAUAUUUGUUUAUCAUUUUAUUAUUGCUUUUUAAAUAAAGUUUUAUUUUUAAAUUACAGCAUUAUCCAUUAUCAAACUGGAAGAGUUUGUAAAGAAACUUCUCUUUAAACAUUCCUGUUAAACUAUUUAGCAAGUCAUUCUAAUGUUUAUGGACCAGUGUCUGAUAUUGGCAGUUAAAAAAAAUAUGGUUGGCUUUAUUUUAUUAAAAGUUGUUUGCCAUUUUUGUAUACAUUAUUAUCAUUAUUAAAAAAAAAUCAAUUACUUUUACACUCUUUUGUGUCAUUUUUCUCAUAUACAUUGAUAGCACAGAAGAAAAAAACACCAUCCAGCAUUUUUCCAUGUAUAUUUUUUUUCUUGUAUGUUGAAAUUAUUCCUCUGUUAAAAUGUACUUUUAUAAUCAAUGAUAGCAAAUUUUAUAAAUAUUUACAGUCAUCAUAUACAUAUAUCAAUUGUCACUUAUUUUCUACUUAAUACUUACACACUUUACCUUAAUAUCUUUGCAUUCCAAUUCCUAAUCAUUCAUGUUUUAUACUCGCCACACCAACACACACACAACUUUCCCCCAAAUCCUUUAUAAAAAUACCUAUAUUAUGUAGUAUCAGUUUAUGGAUAAUUAGUCAAAUGCAUUAAGAGGAGCAUUAUACAUGGCUCUUUGUGCGUACAUUGUUUUGAUCAAAGGUUUCCCACAUUUAUGGCAAAAAAUAAAAUGCAAUGUGAAUAUAAAUGA